Messenger RNA from Ananas comosus (pineapple), 663 nucleotides. RefSeq names its product homeobox-leucine zipper protein HAT14-like. The record is from RefSeq and is a predicted model, not a curated record. NCBI's taxonomy places the organism in Eukaryota, Viridiplantae, Streptophyta, Magnoliopsida, Poales, Bromeliaceae. Bases 1 to 663 code for a protein of 220 amino acids. Gene Ontology annotation, biological process: regulation of DNA-templated transcription. The transcript is spliced from 3 exons. Gene Ontology annotation, molecular function: sequence-specific DNA binding; DNA-binding transcription factor activity, RNA polymerase II-specific.
AUGGAACAUGAAAGGGACUUCACCAUGACAAUCCUUUGCCUGGGCUUAGGCGGCCAAGAUGGCGAGAGUCGGAAACCUAAACGGCGUCGCGAGGUCGACCCGAGGCCGCCCGUCAAGUUCGACGUGUUGUUCCCGUCACAGUCGAACCAGAACAACAAGGACAUGAUCAACGAAUCGGUCGGGAACGAGAACUACGCCUCUCUUUGUAAAUCGAGGUCGAGGAGCGUCAACAACGGAGUCGAAAGCGGCGGCGAGGAUGGCAACGGAUGCACGAGGAAGAAGCUUCGGCUCACGAAAGAUCAACUCGCGUUGCUCGAAAGCAGCUUCGUUCAACACAACACCCUUAAUUCCAGCAUGAAGCAAGAACUAGCCCACAAGUUAAACCUAAGUCCGCGACAAGUCGAAGUGUGGUUCCAAAAUAGAAGAGCUAGGAGUAAGUUGAAGCAAAAUGAGGUGAACUAUGAGAUGCUAAAGAAGUGCUGUGAGAGGCUAAGUGAGGAGAACCAAAAGUUGAAGGAGAAGUUAGAGGAACUGAGAUUAAUGAGGCUCAAAUUACCAUUUUAUGUACAACAAUAUCAAAAUGAGCACACACUUAUCAUGUGCCCUUCUUGUAAGCUCAAGGGAGAAGAUGAUGCUUUGGCUUCUGUGAAAAUAAGCCAGUAG